UCGUCUACCACGGCAUUUUGGAGGAUAACACCCAGAUCGCCGUGAAAAAUUUGCUCAAUAAUAGGGGCCAAGCGGAGAAGGAAUUCAAGGUCGAAGUGGAAGCAAUUGGGCGUGUUCGGCACAAGAAUUUAGUGAGAUUGUUAGGUUAUUGUGCGGAGGGUUCUCACAGGAUGCUAGUUUAUGAAUAUGUCGAUAAUGGGAACUUGGAACAAUGGCUUCAUGGCGACGUUGGACCCACGAGCCCUCUCACGUGGGAUAUCCGCAUGAACAUCAUACUUGGAACAGCUAAAGGGCUGAUGUACUUGCAUGAGGGUCUUGAACCUAAGGUAGUUCACCGCGACGUUAAGUCGAGCAACAUCUUGCUCGAUAAGCAGUGGAAUCCUAAGCUGUCGGAUUUCGGGCUCGCGAAGUUACUCGGAUCGGAGAGGAGCUAUGUUACGACUCGUGUGAUGGGAACAUUUGGUUAUGUAGCUCCUGAAUAUGCCGGCACGGGUAUGUUGAACGAGACGAGCGACAUUUAUAGCUUUGGAAUUCUUAUUAUGGAGAUAAUAUCGGGUAGGAUCCCGGUUGACUAUAACCGGCCUCCAGGAGAGGUCAAUUUGGUGGAGUGGUUGAAGAUAAUGGUCAGUAAUAGAAAUUCCGAGGGUGUUUUGGAUCCAAAAAUGCCCGAAAAACCUUCUUCAAGGGCAUUGAAGAAGGCUCUUUUGGUAGCACUAAGGUGUGUCGAUCCCGACUCGCAAAAGAGGCCGAAGAUUGGGCAUGUGAUUCACAUGCUCGAAGUCGACGACUUCCCUUACCGAGAUGAGCGUCGAACUGCGCGAGUUCCAGGGCAACCGAGAUUGCCGGAAAAACCAGGGAAUGAAGCAGAUGAUAAAACCGAGAACUAAAAAAGUGCGUGUUAGGAUGCGCGGUCUUGUUGAAGACAACAACAAGUUCAGCUACGCGAAUCGCAGAGAUUCAACUUCUCCAAAAUCGACCCCUCAUCGGUUUUUUCUAAAACAAGAGAAAAUACGAAAGUUUCGCGUCCCGAAAUCGACAAUGCAAACUCAGGAAGAUACUAACUAAGUGGCUUUUUAUUUUUAUUUUUUUGGUCUAAGAUCUUGUAAAUUUGCUGCUUCUUGUUUUAUAUAUAUAGUUUUGUGAUCAUCUAAACUGUAUUUGUAUUUAUUAUAUUUUAUUUUUCAUCCUGAUCUUGUUAAGAGAUAUGUGUAUGAUAAAGCUAUUCAUUUUCUCUUUUUAUUCUUGGGUUACUCUUGGAAUAUUAUUAUUUGUUUUUGUUC
Molecule: messenger RNA, 1280 nt
Organism: Ananas comosus (pineapple)
Lineage: Eukaryota; Viridiplantae; Streptophyta; Magnoliopsida; Poales; Bromeliaceae
Product: probable serine/threonine-protein kinase At1g01540
Biological process (GO): protein phosphorylation
Molecular function (GO): ATP binding; protein kinase activity
Source: RefSeq, a predicted model, not a curated record